AUGACAGGAGCAGGCCUCAAGAAAAUCUUCGCCGGCGACCGGAGGAGUGAAGAAGCCACACCGCUUUCGUACCGGGAUGGUGCGCUCCGGGAGAUCCGCAACUGCAAGAAGAUUACCAAAUGGAUGGUGGCGAAUGUAAGUUUGGUUUCCCGUGAGCUGUUUGCGUUGGGUCGGGUCACGGAUAUCCCCUUCUCUUUCUCACCCGUCGCCCCUCAACCGGGUCUCGCUUCGCCGAGGUCCAUACAGAUCACUAAAACUGGAAUGUACAACCUUUACUUCAUUCACUGUGACCCUAAUCUCAAGGAUAUUUAUGUAGAGGGCAAAACCGUCUGGAAAAACCCAACAGUACGCGAGGUUCUGGAAAGAGGUUCUUCCUUUGCAGAACUGUAUUACGCUCGUGAUUACUUGGGUAUGUUUGAGAUGGCUUUUUGGUACUUUGACUAUGCCGAGUUCAAUGAGACUGGAGUGAGGCCGACAGGGACCACUCUAUGGGCUGUCACUUUUGGGAUAGUGAAACGUACUGUGUCGCGACUGAUUAUUCUCAUUGUGUCUAUGGGUUAUGGUGUGGUUCGGCCCACGUUGGGUGGUCUUACGUCCAAGGUUAUUUUGCUCGGUGGGACUUUCUUUGUAGCAUCUGAAAUUCUUGAGAUUAUAGAAAAUGUUGGCACGAUCAGUGAUCUCUCGGGGAAGGCAAGGCUGUUUUUUGCGCUUCCUGUGGCGAUUUUGGAUGCUUUUUUCAUCCUCUGGAUAUUUACUUCCCUCUCUUCGACUUUGAACAAGCUUCAGUCUGAAGCUGGAAUAGUUAGUUUUGAUAGAAACGGGAAAAUGAAAAUAUUUACAUGA
Messenger RNA from Striga asiatica, 843 nucleotides. The record is from the annotation of a GenBank genome assembly. NCBI's taxonomy places the organism in Eukaryota, Viridiplantae, Streptophyta, Magnoliopsida, Lamiales, Orobanchaceae.